CUGGAGAAUGGAAUUUGGGGAAGAUGGAGUUUUGCAGUGCCUCACUCUUUUCUCAUUUCCCCUGGCUGGAGGGAGAAUUUGGGUUUUGCACAUCUGCAGGAAAGAGCUCCCCAUUGUCCUUUGAGGAGGUAACCGUAUUCUUCACAGAGGAGGAAUGGGCUCUGCUGGAUCAAAGCCAAAGAAAAUUCUUCUGGGAAGUGAUGGAGGAAAAUUACAAGACUGUGGCCUCUCUGUGGGACUACAUUUCCCAGAAGGACUUGCAAGCAUCAUGGAGGUCAACCCUGCCUUUUCUAGGUGUCCACGGGGCAGUAUUUCUUCGAGAUGGAGACAGAAAUGUAUGGAAUAUAGAAUUCCACAGGGCCUCUCUUCUUUCGUGUUUCUGCCAGCUGGUGGAAGAAUUUGGCUUUUGCAUGCCUGCAGGAAAGAGAUCCCCAGUGUCCUUUAAGGAGGUAGUCGUGUCCUUCACGGAGGAGGAAUGGGCCCUGCUGGAUCCAAGCCAAAGAAGACUCUUCUGGGAAGUGAUGGAGGAAAAUUACAAGACUGUGGCCUCUCUAGUGGGAGAUGCGAGGGAGAUGGUGAGUGAGAAGGAAUCGAGAAGGAGAGUUGUGGAAAAAGGCAUCACUCAGCAGAUGGAUGCAAGAUCUAGGGGUGGAGUGGUAAAACAGAAGCAAAGAAAGGAACUGGUUUCCUGUCAGAGUAGAAAUAAGUGUGACGUCUCAGCCCAAGAUGAAACAGGAAAGAGAAAUGCAAGGCAUAAUGAUGCUGUGAAUCAAAAAGGGUUCAGCCACAAAUUCCAUGAUGAUGUUAAAAUAUAUCAGAAAGUUACAACAUGCUGGAAAAAGUGUAAAUGUAUGGAAUGUGGAAAGGGCUUUUCUCAGAAUAGCACUCUAACUGCACAUCAAAAAGUUCAUAGAGGUGAGAAACCAUAUAAAUGCUUGGAUUGUGAAAAGUGCUUUUCUCGGAAUGACCACCUAACUGUACAUCAAAAAAUUCAUACAGGGAAGAAGCCAUAUAAAUGCUUGGAGUGUGGAAAGUGCUUUUCUCUGAAUGGCAGCCUAACUGCACAUCAAAAGAUUCAUACAGGGGAGAAACCAUAUAAAUGCUUGGAGUGUGGAAAGUGCUUUUCUCUGAAUGGCUACCUAACUGCACAUGAAAAGAUUCACAGAGGGGAGAAGCCCUACAGAUGCUUUGAGUGUGGAAAGUGUUUCUCUCAGAAUUGCAACCUAACUACACAUCAAAAGAUUCAUUCAAGAGAGAGGCCAUAUAAAUGCUUGGAGUGCAGAAAGUGUUUCUCCCGGAAUGGUGAACUAACUAGACAUCAAAAGAUUCACAGAGGGGAAAAACCAUAUAAAUGCUUGGAUUGUGGAAAGUGCUUUUCUCGGAAUGACCACCUAACUGUACAUCAAAAGAUUCAUAUGGGGGAGAAACCAUAUAAAUGCUUGGAGUGUGGAAAGUGCUUUUCUCUGAAUGGCAGCCUAACUGCACAUCAAAAGAUUCAUACAGGGGAGAAACCAUAUAAAUGCUUGGAGUGUGGAAUGUGCUUUUCACGAAAUGGCUACCUAAGUGCACAUGAAAAGAUUCACAGAGCGGAGAAGCCCUACAAAUGCUUUGAGUGUGGAAAGUGCUUCUCUCAGAAUUGCAGCCUAAUUACACAUCAAAAGAUUCAUUCAAGCGUGAAACCAUAUAAAUGCUUGGAGUGCAGAAAGUGUUUCUCCUGGAAUGGUGAACUAACUAGACAUCAAAAGAUUCACACCAGGGAGAAACCAUACAAAUGCUUGGUGUGCGGAAAUUGCUUCUCUCAGAAUGGUCAGCUAACUGCCCAUCAAAAAAUUCACACAGGGGAGAAACUGUAUAGAUGCUUGGAGUGUGGAAAGUGUUUCUCUCAGAAUGGCAACCUAACUACACAUAAAAAGAUCCACACAGGGGGAAAGCCUUAUAAAUGCUUGGAGUGUGGAAAGUGCUUCUUUCAGAAUGGCAACCUUAUUUCCCAUCAAAAGAUUCACACAGGGGAAAAACCAUAUAAAUGCUUGGAAUGCGGAAAGUGCUUCUCUCAGAAUUGCAAUCUAACUACACAUCAAAAGAUUCAUACACAGGAGAAACCAUAUAAAUGCUUGGAGUGUGGAAAGUGCUUCUCUCGGAAUGGUGAACUAAGUAGACAUCAAAAGAUUCAUACAGGGGAGAAACCGUAUAAAUGCUUGGAGUGUGGGAAGUGUUUCUCUCAGAAUGGCAACCUAACUACACAUAAAAAGAUUCAUACAGGGGAGAAGCCUUAUAAAUGCUUGGAGUGCGGAAAGUGCUUCUUUAAGAAUGGCAACCUCAUUUCCCAUCAAAAGAUUCACACAGGGGAAAAACCAUACAAAUGCUUGGAAUGUGGAAAGUGCUUCUCUCGGAAUACUCACCUAACUUCACAUCAAAAGAGUCAUAGAAGGAAGAAACUAGAUAAACACUUGGAGUGUGGAAAUUUAUAA
Messenger RNA from Heteronotia binoei (common prickly gecko), 2468 nucleotides. Its product is annotated as zinc finger protein 420-like. The coding region runs from base 24 to 2468 and encodes 814 amino acids. Gene Ontology annotation, biological process: regulation of DNA-templated transcription. The record is from RefSeq and is a predicted model, not a curated record. The transcript is spliced from 6 exons. Lineage: Eukaryota; Metazoa; Chordata; Lepidosauria; Squamata; Gekkonidae.